Molecule: messenger RNA, 1336 nt
Organism: Salvia miltiorrhiza (redroot sage)
Lineage: Eukaryota; Viridiplantae; Streptophyta; Magnoliopsida; Lamiales; Lamiaceae
Product: thaumatin-like protein 1
Exons: 2
Coding region: 131-1006 (291 amino acids)
Biological process (GO): defense response
Cellular component (GO): extracellular region
Source: RefSeq, a predicted model, not a curated record
GCCGACCUAUUGAAACGCACACUCGGCUUCGUCUCCCUCUGCCAAUGUCGGUUAACAAUUUCCCCUAUUUAUUCCAAUUCAUCGUCACCCCUUCCUCAUUUCUUCACCACCAAUUAAUCUUUAUCAAUCAAUGGCGGCUAAUGCCCUCGCUACCGUCUUCUCUAUCCUCAUUCUAUCACUUACACCCGUGUUUCCGGCGACGUUUACAUUCGUAAACCAGUGCGGCCACACCGUUUGGCCGGGGUUACUAUCAAACGCCGGCACCCCCCAGCUCCCGACAACCGGAUUCCCCCUCAACUCCGGCGACUCGCUCCCCGUCCCCGUCCCGCCCUCCUGGUCCGGCCGCAUGUGGGGACGCACCCUCUGCUCGCUCGACCCCGACACCGGUAGAUUCGCCUGCCUCACGGGCGACUGCGGCUCCGGCGCCAUCGAGUGCGCCGGGGGCGGGGCGGCACCGCCAGCUACCCUCGCUGAAUUCACGCUCGACGGCGCGGGCGGCCUCGACUUCUACGACGUCAGCCUCGUCGACGGCUACAACCUCCCCAUGCUCGUGGCCCCCCGCGGCGGCAGCGGCGGGAACUGCACCAUCACGGGGUGCGCGGCGGACCUCAACGCCGCCUGCCCCGCGGAGCAGAAGGCCGCGGGCGGCGGGGCGUGCAGGAGCGCGUGCGAGGCCUUCGGGGACCCUAAAUACUGCUGCAGCGGCGAGUACGCCACGCCGGAUACUUGCAGGCCCAGCGUGUACUCGGAGGCGUUCAAGAGCGCGUGCCCACGCGCCUACAGCUACGCUUACGAUGACGGUACCAGCACCUUCACGUGUGCUUCAGCCGAUUACGUCGUCACCUUUUGCCCUACUCCCUCUACCAGUGAGAAAGCAAGUGAGGAGGUAAGCAGCAGCGCGCUGUUGGUAUCAAAUGGUGGUGAUUUGAGGCAUAAGCCAAUCCAUUAUUGUCGGAUUCUUGCCAUUUUCGUUGCAGCAGCUAUGUUUGCAGUUAUGGCGGUUUAAUUGAUCGGCCCGACCCGCUAGAGAUGGAGAUAUUUGGGUGGGUCAGCCCGUGCAACGUGAAUCGGUCGAGUAAAACCGACCCGCCGUCUUAUUGGACGGUGAUGUGACUCGAGGCGCGAGAUUUUUUUUGCUGGAAUUUAUGAACGAUGGAAGGCACAAUUUAACAUGCAAAAAAGAUUAGAUAUUAUGAUGCCUGAGUGUUAAUUCUCGAAUUUUAUUGGAUAAUUCUUUUUAUUUGAUGGAAUUAGUCUCUCUUGUAUUAAUAAUAAACGCGCGAUUGAAGCAUUUUGUUUUGUUUUCAAUGAAAACGCAAAUGUAUGUUUCUGGUUA